CCUUGAGGCCCGCUUUAAUGCCUUCAAAAUACCCGAAUCAAAUUUCCUGGUGUUCGAGGCGAAUGUGCGAACGUGCCGUGACGGCUGCCAACCGGCGUAUUGCUCCGGUGGUACCGGUAGAAGCGAGCCGUCCUUCGGUAGACGGCGAAGGGACGUAAAUAACGAUACGGUAGCGGAUGAAGACGAAAUAACGUCGCCGAUAACCGUGACGGACGGUGACACCGAGAACGCAUCGACGACGAUUUUUAACGCGACCGGCAUCGCGGACGAUGAGUCCGAGAACGAAGAGGACGAGGACGAGGAAGAGGAAGAGCAUGUCAGAGAAAUGAUAGAGGUUCUCGAUUCGAGAAUGGACAUCGAAGAUGAAACUAUCGUUGAAAGACAAACUAAGAUCCCGGAAAAUAUUUGUAUAACUCAAAACGAAUAUUACGGAUUAGUUACGGCAGUGGGAAUCCUCGUCGUUCUCUUGGCGUCCGUCGUUCUUUUGUCUAUGCUCGUUUACAGAAAAUACGUUUAUUCCGUGAUCAUGAAAAAUCGUAGACUCGACAAAACCUGCAACCGCAGCAGCCAUUCCGAUGAGCCGUAUAGCAGCCGAGUCAACAACUUUUCUUUCAUGAGGACAGGUCUUCAAAAACCAUUUCAAGCUUCAUCGAUCUCGAGAUCAAUGAGCAACGCCAUCAGCCAACGUUUCGCCUCAUCAUCUACCGCUCUGGAGGGUGCUGUGGGAUUAUCUACUGGACGACGCAGCGGUUUUGAUCCGAGCGAACCGAUCUACACCGAUCCCUCGCUCUUCGAGGUCACCCGUUGCUCGAACACCACGAAAUCGGCCCUCAACGACAACUUUCAUCUUAUGUAGAACAAAUACUCAAGAAGAUCGAUCUUAAAA
Formica exsecta is the source of this 886-nucleotide messenger RNA. RefSeq lists its product as uncharacterized. The annotation marks the transcript as partial. The record is from RefSeq and is a predicted model, not a curated record. NCBI's taxonomy places the organism in Eukaryota, Metazoa, Arthropoda, Insecta, Hymenoptera, Formicidae. The transcript has 4 exons.